AUGGCGGCAAUCGUUUCCCCGGUGACCAAUGGACACAAGUCCGACAAGAAGAGCAAGAAGGACAAGAAGGAGAAGAAGCGCCUGCGCGAGGAGGAGGAUGCCGAGGCCGCCGAGGAGCGCAAGCACAAGCGCACCAAGAGUACAGUCGUGGUCCCCGAUGACGAUGAGUCUCCCUCGGGAUCCCAGGACCUUUCGCUAGCCCCUUCAGCGGCCACCAAUGGCGAGCCGUCGCCUGAGAAAAAGAAGAAGAAGGACAAGAAGCACAAGAAGUCGGUAGGCGAAGCCGAAGAAGAAGGUGCUGCAUCGGACGCCGAGCGCAAGGAGCAGAAAGACAAGAAGGACAAGAAGAAGAAGCGCAAGCCACAAAAGGAGACGGAGGACGACCUCGAGGAGCCCUCGAUCGAAACAACCGCCGCCGCUGCGCCGGCAAGCGAAAAGAAGGAAAAGAAGAGCAAGAAGGCCAAGACGGCGUCUCCCGAACCUGCAGCCGACGACAAAGACGACGCAAUGGACGUCGACUCCCCCGCGAGGACGAAAUCCACGUCCCGAGUCCACCAGCCCCCCGACGCGCCGUCCAAGCCCCAGUUCCCCUUCUUCACCCAGACCGUCUCCCUAUACCUCCCCAUCUACCCCGUCGGCUGGGAUACGCCCUGCACGGCCGCGGCGUCGCAGCACCUCGAGCCCCUCGUGAACCGCUACGUCCCGGAGCUCAAGGGCGUCCUCCUCGCCUUCCGCAAUGUCUCCCUCUCGGAGCAGCCCGGCCGCCGCCACGCCGCCACCAACGACAGCGAGCACUGCGACCUCGUGUCCGUGGACGAGUACGCCGUCGGCUUCGGCUACGUCACGGUCGACGUCGACCUCUUCGUGCCCCGCCGCGGCGCCUGGAUGGAGGGCAGCAUCAACCUCGAGAGCGAGGGCCACAUCGGCGUCGUCUGCUGGGGCAAGUUCAACGCCAGCAUCGAGUCGUCGCGCCUGCCGCCCGAAUGGCGGUGGGUGCAUGCUGGCUCCGCCGAGGCGGCGUCCUACGUCGCCGACCCCUUUGACGGCGACGACGCCGCCGCUGCCGAGGCCGAGGCCGAGGAUGAGCAUGGCGCCGUGCGCCAGAUCCACACCACGGGCUUCUGGGUCGACGGCAACGGCGACAAGGUCAAGGGCCGCGUCCGCUUCCGCGUCAAGGCCUUCGACGUCGGCGUCAGCGGCGACCACGGCUACCUCAGCCUCGAGGGCACGAUGCUCGACGCCGCGGGCGAGAAGGCGGCGACCCAGCGCGACGCCGAGCAGGAGCGCAGGCGCCGGGCCGGUAAGAGUGGCGUUGGCGCCGCCGCAGGCAUCCUUGCAAAGGAGCGGCGCCGCAUGCCCGAGUUCAGCGUGACCAAGUUUGGCGCAGUAGAGGACGAGGAAGAUAAGGCGCUGCGGAAGGAUGUGUGGGACACGACGGAGCCGGCGACGGAGAGCAACGAGGCCGGGGAGAAGGAGGCGUUUGCGGGCAUUUCGACCGAGGAGGCGUAG
Colletotrichum graminicola M1.001 is the source of this 1509-nucleotide messenger RNA. RefSeq names its product RNA polymerase Rpb7-like domain-containing protein. Gene Ontology annotation, cellular component: RNA polymerase I complex. The transcript has a single exon. Lineage: Eukaryota; Fungi; Ascomycota; Sordariomycetes; Glomerellales; Glomerellaceae. Gene Ontology annotation, biological process: DNA-templated transcription initiation. The record is from RefSeq and is a predicted model, not a curated record. Bases 1 to 1509 code for a protein of 502 amino acids.